This is a messenger RNA of Pantherophis guttatus, 2189 nucleotides long. Lineage: Eukaryota; Metazoa; Chordata; Lepidosauria; Squamata; Colubridae. The record is from RefSeq and is a predicted model, not a curated record.
UACCUCAGGAGCGUUAUCCUCGCUGAGGCUUGAGGCAGCCGAGACCUGUCAGAAGCCGAAGCGGCGCGAUGGCGGGUCGAGGCGCGGCUUGGAGGCCGUGGCUUCCGCUCCUUUUGUUGCUCGUGUGGCGGGGCGGCGGGGUCCGGGCGGCGGUGCAUAUCAAGAAAGCCGAGGCCGCUUCUUUUUCUUCUUCUUCUUCUUCCUCGGAGGCCCCGCAUUACUUGGACGACGCCGAGCUGGGCGAGACGCUGAGGCGGAUUUCUGAGGAAGAAGCUUCGCGAGGCCUGGCGCGGCGCUUCUCCAUCGGCCGCUCCAACGAAGGGCGCGAGCUGUGGGUGCUGCGCCUCAGCGAAGGCCUCCCGGACGGCGGCGGCGGCGGCGGGCCUCCCUUGGCGGGCCGCCCUCAGGUGAAGCUGGUGGCCAACAUGCACGGCGACGAAACGCUGGGCCGGCAGUUGCUGGUCCGCCUGGCCCGGGAACUGGUGGCCGGCUGGGCCCGCGGGGAUCCCCGAGCCCGCCGCCUCCUCAACGCCACCGACCUCUUCCUCCUGCCCAGCCUCAACCCGGACGGCUUCGCGCGAUCCCGGGAAGGGGACUGCCAGGGUGUCGGCGGGCGGGAGAACGGACGGGGCCGCGACCUCAACCGCAGCUUCCCCGACCAGUUCGCAACCUCACAGCUGGAUCUGGCCGACGUGCCCGAAGUGCGCGCGCUGAUGGAGUGGAUGCGGCGCAACCGGUUUGUGCUUUCUGGGAACUUUCAUGGGGGAACUGUUGUUGCAAGCUAUCCAUUUGAUGACUCAAAGUCGCACAAGUCCUCUGGGAUAUACAGUAAAUCGGCUGACGACGAAGUUUUCAAAUACCUAGCCAAAGCCUACGCAUCAAACCAUCCCAUCAUGAAAACAGGCACCCCAAACUGUCCUGGGGAAGAGAAAGAAACCUUCAAAGAUGGCAUCACCAACGGAGCUCAGUGGUAUGAUGUAGCAGGUGGAAUGCAAGAUUAUAACUAUGUUUGGGCUAACUGCUUUGAGGUCACAUUUGAACUUUCCUGUUGCAAAUACCCACCAGCUUCUCAGCUUGAGCAAGAAUGGCUGAAUAACCGGGAAUCUUUGCUCACUUUCAUUGAAAAAGUGCACAUUGGAAUUAAAGGAUUCGUGAGAGAUUCGGUCACUGGGGCUGCCUUGGAAAAUGCAACCAUUGCUGUGGCUGGAAUUGCUCACAACAUUACGACUGGACAGUUUGGUGACUAUUACAGACUGUUGGUGCCUGGGACCUAUAAUAUCACAGCUUCCGUCCCGGGUUACCUGCCAGUCACCACGGAGAACGUUGAAGUGAAGGAAGAAAACGCAACUGUAGUGGACUUUUCCUUGCAUCCUACAGUCACAGUGUUGACUUCCAGCCCCACCAAGGAAGCUCUGAUAACCACCAGCAACUCUCUUGACAGUGCAGCAACUACCACCGCUGUAAACAGAACAGCCUCUGCUCGGCAGGUGAUCCAGCCGGAUGAUUUUCGCCAUCACCAUUUCCCUGAUAUGGGUAUCUUUCUGAGGAAAUUUGCCACUGAGUACCCAAACAUCACCCGACUCUACUCGGUGGGCAAGUCAGUGGAGCAAAGGGAAUUGUAUGCCAUGGAGAUAUCGGAUAACCCAGGCAUUCAUGAAGCAGGUGAACCAGAAUUCAAGUACAUUGCCAAUAUGCACGGCAACGAAGUGGUAGGAAGGGAAUUGCUCCUCAACCUCAUUGAGUACCUCUGCAAGAACUACGGAACCGAUCCUGAAGUGACUGACUUGAUCCAAAAGACUCGGAUCCAUAUCAUGCCAUCGAUGAACCCCGAUGGCUAUGAGAAAUCUGUAGAAGGAGACGUAUCGGGAAUUUUCGGAAGAAACAACAGCAACAACUACGAUUUGAAUCGGAACUUUCCGGAUCAGUUCGUCCAAAUCACCGAUCCCCUGCAGCCAGAAACCAUAGCUGUGAUGAACUGGCUGAAGACCUACCCUUUUGUGCUGUCGGCCAAUUUGCAUGGAGGAUCUCUGGUGGUUAACUACCCCUAUGAUGAUGAUCAGCUAGGAGUUGCCACAUACAGUAAAUCCCCUGAUGAUGCUGUUUUUCAGCAGCUAGCUCUUGCCUAUGCCAAGGUAAUAAUUAUUGGAAGGUGUCUCCCAACGGAUCCUGAAACCUCUGAGAUCCACUAG